Messenger RNA from Cylas formicarius (sweet potato weevil), 3532 nucleotides. RefSeq lists its product as uncharacterized. The transcript is spliced from 3 exons. The record is from RefSeq and is a predicted model, not a curated record. The coding region runs from base 102 to 779 and encodes 225 amino acids. Gene Ontology annotation, cellular component: ribonuclease MRP complex; ribonuclease P complex. Gene Ontology annotation, biological process: rRNA processing; tRNA 5'-leader removal. Gene Ontology annotation, molecular function: ribonuclease P RNA binding. Lineage: Eukaryota; Metazoa; Arthropoda; Insecta; Coleoptera; Brentidae.
UGACCAUCAAGAAACAUCGGUGGCAUAAUCUAAAGAACUAACCAAAAUUUUAUCUUUGAAUUUAACCUAAAGUAAUAGCAGAUCUUUUAUGAAUUUGAAAAAUGGGAACUACGGCAAAAGAUUUACUAAAUGCUCCGUUGCCUUCAGAAAUAUUGAAAGGAUCCAACUUAUCAACGGAAGCGUCCCGCAAAUAUAUACAAAAUAUGUUGCAGCAACACCUUCCCUCAACAGACAUAAAAUAUUUACGAAACGAUCUGCAGUGGCAAUUUAUACUUGAACAGCACUCUUUAAGGAAGAAAAGCGCUCGUCGGCCGAAAAAAACCUUUUUAACGAGACAGCAGCGCAAAGAAGCCAACUUACUCAAACUCCCCAGGGAAGGUUGGAGCUACAAAUCAUUAGGAAUCAUUCGAAAUAUGUGGAAAGAUUAUAUGAGGCAAAAUUUGGAUUUUAUUAAAAAGGCACCAUCGCCCGUGGACCCGGACUGGAACAGUUUUAGUCUCGUAGUUGCAAAGUCUGAAUUAAUAGGGGCUGAAAUAAAAGUUAUACGGUCAAAAGUACCUAGCCUCAUUGGUAUGUCCGGUACUGUUGUAUUAGAAACUAAACUGUCAUUCCAAAUAGUGACGCCUCAAUCUAAAUUAAAGACAAUUUUAAAGGAGAUGUCGGUGUUUGAAGUGAUCUUGGAUAACCUGAGAUUUGUAUUUUUCGGCAAGCACCUCGCUACCCGACCCAACGAACGGAGCGUUAAGAAAAUCAAGCUGCAAAUGAUUCCAGACUUAUGAAAGUCAUGAAACACGCAAAAAUUGCAAACUAUAAAUAUUUUAUUAAAUCAUCUGUGCUUUAUCAUAUUUACAAUUGUACAAUAUAAUAACAUGCUCAAUUUACAAGUCAAACUAUUUAAAAUCUCUUAAGGCUACCGAUUAUAAGAAAAAUAUUUAUAUAAAAAUCCACCAGCAGAAGUAAGAUAUCGCGAAGUUCCAAUUAAAUUAAAAAAAUAGAAUUUAUGUAACAUUUACCAAGGUAAGGUGCAACUUUUAUUGUCCAAAAAGGUUUUUUUUUCUGUUUUAAUUUAAUUGGAAUCUUGUUGACAAAUUUUGUUCAUUCCCAUUCGAUUUAAAAAAUACACGAUAUUUUGCGAUAAAACCCUUAAAAUAUAAAAUUAAUUUCAAUCUAAAAAGGUUUUCGAAAAUUCCAAAUGUGUUACGGUCACAGCCCAUUUGCGAAAAAUUUUGCAUUUAUUAUAUACCUUGGCGAAGGGAAAAGAAUUAAGUAUCUUUUUUUUAUACUCAAAUAACCGACAGAAAUGAACAAGACUCAUCCGAAUUGAUAAUUUACCUUAAUAUAUAGCAACAGACUUUACCAACCGAAUAUGCGAAUCAUUUAACUUUUCCAAAUUAAAUUUAAAUAGUUUUUAAGCUGUCUGCAUUUGUUUCCUUAAAAAACUCAAUCCUUUGCCAAACUCACUUAUCCUCCGCCACUGCCAUUUUAAAUACUCUAAAAUAUCGAGUGCAAUCAAGAAUCGAAAUUUUUAAAAGGCACUGGGUUGAAUUUUAACAAUUUGAAAUGCCCGCAAUAACCGUGCGUGAUGUGUCUUUCUCCAAGGACUAGAAUCUUUUAUAGGAGUCAAUUGGCCUUUCUUCUAACAAUCAAGUCGUGCGUGAAUGGCACUUUUCAGGUAGCAAGCUAACAGAUUGCAUUUAAGUGUACAGGAUGGACCAUGUUAGAAGAAACUCCUUUUUCCAAAGCAGACAGACAAAAACUGAUGUUGAUUUUCAUAAAAAACACAAUGUCAUACCAUGUUUUUCGAAAAUUAGUUAUAACCAUUUUGCGAGGGGAAAUUUUGAGUUUCUAUGAAAACAUUUUUGAGCGUACUACACUCUAAAAACAUGAUUAAUACAGGGCGUGUGGCAAAAAGGUAUAAAUAGUAGAUUUUUUGAAAAUGGAAAUACCCUAUCUAUAUUUUGCUAUAUUCUAUGUUUUGAAAUCAAAGUUUGGACUAUUAUAGUAAACACCCUGUAAAAUUUUUUAAAGCUCAAAUUUUACUGUUAGAUUCGAAUAAUUCAAUAACCAUAACAUUUAGACCCUUUAUUACUUAAGAAAAAAAGGUUUACUUACGAUAACAUUCGGAGGGUACUUAAAAAAAAUCAUACUUUUAUGAGGCUCCCCGUUUAAUCCUAAAUAUUUUUUGAGUAUAUGGUUUUUUUAUACCUUGACUCUCAUUACGUUAAUUAUGUUAUCAUUGAGACAUCCGAUACAUACAGUUAUUUUUUUAAUUUUCUAAAACUGACCACAAUUAAUUGAACGUCUUUAAUGAAAAAAUGAUAAUAAAUGGUUAAGUGUUAAGCUUUAAAAACGUGCUUUGCAAAUGUUUUAAUAAAAACAAAAUUUUCCAUAGGAACAAAGCAACAGCGAUUUUUCAAAAAUGCAUCUAUAACUCUCCAACAUUAUUUUGCGUCCAUCUACUUUAGAAAUGGGAAUUUCCCUUUAAAGCGCACCCCGUAUAAUCGUGCUGCUAUUAGAUACUGAAAAAAAGCAAUUCAUAUCAAGGUUAGGCACUUUUUAAAACGCGUGAACCAGUUUCACAGUACAGAUUACACAACUAUUCAGGAAAAGAAAAACGUCUGAAAUGGCCUCUACUAGAAGCCAUAUUUGACCACUAAAGACGUUUAACGCGAAGGGUUCUAGAAUACGCGACGCACAGUGAAGGCUACGUUAGGUAGAAUUAACCAAAAACUCUAAAAUUGAAGGAAGAAGAACCGCCUAGAUUUUUAUUGUUGUGGAAUGCGGUGAAACAUAAAACAAAAAUUUUCACCCUCUUAUUAAAUUGCAAAAAAGUUUUAACGGGCUUAAAUAUAUUGCCUUUAAAGCGUUCGGCCUUACAAACAUUGGAAAUUUGUGCAAUAUGCGUUAAAAAGAGACGAUUUUCUUAUAUUUCACCACAAGGUAGUAUCUCGAUUCAAAUCUAGGUGAAACCAUAAUCUCUCAAGUAACCAAAAUGUUCCUAUCCUUAAACUUAAAAGUAUAAACCCCUUGAACUAAAUUUGGUUAGUUUUGGGUGACUGUAGUGGGAUAGAAUUGGAACAUUUUGAAAAUGUGGUUUGUAAAAUUUAGAACGUACUUGAUCACAAGGUAGUAUCUUGAGAAUCAAAUCUAGUAACCAAAAUGUCCCUAUGCCCAUGUCAUUCUGUGUACUAUAUGCUAUGCGGCGUAUGAAUCCUUAUACUCAAAAAUAUAAACCGCUUGAACUAAAUUUGGUGAAUUUUGGGUGCGGAAAAUAUGGUUACUAAAAUUUAGAUUGGCAAAUUUGAUACAUUAAUUUUACAUUUUCCUCUAUUUCAGCACAAACUACAUGUUUUGUGACAAAAAGUAUUGUUUAAGGUGGGACAAAAAAAAAGUUUUUUUUUGAUCUGACGCACAAAAACUAGUUGCUAGUUACCUUUAGAAAGUAAUUACCAUGUAUGAGCUCUUAAUGUUAAUUGGAAGAUUAUCCACAUUAUACCAUUUUUGGUUUAUAUAUAUAUAUAUAUAUAUAUAU